GUGUGGGCUGAGUCCAGCACUUUGCAGUUACUUUUUUACUAGAAACACUGGAAAGCUGUCGGAAAUGUGUGAUUCUUUUAGUGACAUUCCUAGCGAUGAUGUUCUUCCUGCCAUGCCAAAACCCGAUGAGGAUAGCGCUAAGCUCAAUUCAAAUGUGUGCAAAUAUUUGAAAGAGCAACCAGAGUCCAGUCCAACUUCUGAACAGAUGUUGAACAUAUGUGCUUGUUUUGGUGAUGGAAAGAAAGACAGGGAGAGCGACAAACCACACACUGAGAUUUGCACGCCUUUAAAGGAACAAACAGAGUUACCCAAACUUGAGGAUAACCUACAAGUCAUUGAUCAACGUCCACCAACAUCUCUCCAAAAUGAUUUUAUCCCAGAAGAAAUCCUGCUGGCUUUGACGACUAUGACAAAUACAUGCUGUCGUGAUGAAUCCAUUAGACCACAGACAAAAAAUAAAGCCCGAAAAGAUCAUAAAAUACACGGCAUCCGACCAACUGAUCGUGUGUGGCAUCACCCAAUUCGGAGAACAAAAUUCAAGUACUUGAUAGAUCAGCCUGUCCAACUGGCUCAAGGUGGAAGGGAUAUUUCAUUUUUGUGUGAUGCUGUAUAUUCCAAAUGUUCUGAAGAGUCGUUACCUCCUGUGUCAGUAGCCAUGGACAAGAGCGCAGUUCGGGCUCAACGUGAAAAACAACCUGUCACUAAGCAGCUUGACGUGCCUGAGAGCCUGAUACCAGAUGAGUACCACAUUGUAAAGAAUAAAGGGGUCCUAGGACUAGAAUACUAUGAGGAUAAAUAUACAACCCUGCUGCAGGACCAUGAAAAGAAACUGAGGGUAUUUCCAUCCAUGAAGCCCAGUGGUAGGGUCGAAGCCAUUCAGCUCUCUCAAGUGAUGGACACAAUGCUGGAAAAAGUUGGGUUCAAUGAAGAUAAUGAAAAGCAACAUAAAGGAGAAACGCAGAUGCAUCAUUUGCUAGACCUAGUGAAAAAGGAACAAGAUAUUUAUAACAUUGUAUUCCAUGAGCUUAUUCGUCAAAUCAGCGUGGAUUGUGCAGAGCGAGGAGAACUUCUUGCCAAAAUCAGAGAGAGAUAUGUAAAUUUAUUGGAUUAUAUUCCUCGCCAUUUGAAUAACAUGCAUAACGAAAUUAUGAUGCAGCGAGUAUUGGACAAGCAACUUAUUGUGGAGCUGUUUGCCUUCCAGAAUGCUGUUGAAAAACUUAACAGUGAACUUGGUGAACUUCGAGAACGUGACCACAAGGUGGCAAAGACCGUAGAGAAAACUCAGACUGAUCUAAAUGAUGCAUUGUUUGAUGCCCAGAAAAACGCCAAUAUGCUGGAUGAAUAUCACCAGUUGUAUGAAUUGCAGAGAAAAAGAUUAAUUUCCCAAGUAAAUUCAUUGACCCAGGAGAAGGAUUGGUGGAGUGAAGCAGCCUAUAGCCUGGCACUGAAGGUGAUUGAGGAGCAGAAUCUCAAACUGGUUCAUGACCUUCAAAUCAGUGAGAAACUCUGGGUUAAAGUUGCACAACACUUUGCUACGGUGCUCGGCACAAAGGAUGCAGAAGACCAGACCAAGCUACAGCAAAUUACUGCGCAGUGGAGAAAGCUGAUGAAUAAGUUUUCUAAAAUUCUUGAAGCUGCAGAGAAUUCAAGUUAUGAAAAAAGAGAGCAGAUUUUAUUUGGCUUCAAGAAAUGGCAUAAAUAUUUUUCUGACAAAAUUUCGAGUCCUCUGGGAAUCAAGUCUAUUCCGAGAGAAAUGUUGUAUUUGCUGAGAAGUGAUAUGAAAUACUUUCAUGAGAUGAUUACUCAAGAUUAUACACGAUAUGAGGGGUCAUUAUUCUUAACUGCUCAAGAAGAUCUACUGGAUACUGAGCAGCUGCAACAUGAGUGGACAGAUCUCACCAUAACUCUGUUUGAACGUCACCGAUGGUCUGAUAAUGAUAAAAUGCCUGAGGAGGCAAAAAUGGAAGAAUUAAACAAUAGUGUGAGAGCACUGUCUCAACUUUAUACGGCCAUGCUUACAGGGGAAAAUGGCACUGCUUGGUAUAUAAUGAAGCUACAAGACCAGCUCGAAUCUUAUCGGGUUAAGUUCGACUAUGCCAAUAUGGAAGAUAUAGGAUCGAUAGAAUUUGAUUUGCUGAAGCUUCAUGAGCAGUUUCCCACUUUGAUAAAACUCUUGGAGGAUGCAAUGAAUCUGGCAGCACCCUCUCCAACCGAAGAAGAGAAAAAGAAUAAGAAGCAUUCUGUCAGUCAACAACUUGGAGAAGUGACACAGAAGAUGCAGGACUGGUUGUUGGAACUAUUUAAGAUGAUAAUCCACAUGGACACGAAGCUCACUAAGCAGAUUGUCAUUGUUCAAAGUGCAAUGAGUCACCUGUUAGUAAACCUAUUGCUUUCAAUGGUGCAUGAUCCAAUUGCUAACAUCAAAAAAAAAUACUUCAAACACCUUGCUUAUCCGAACUCACCUGCAAAACUGGAGGAGCAAGCUCUGAUGGUAGCAAGUCAGCUGAAUAUCUUAUCAACACAAAUGUACAGUUGGUGCAGAGAUAUAGUUGAGGAAUUGGUUAAGCAAAGGACAGUAAUGCACCUUGAAGAUCCUGACAAUGAACUGAAGGAACUUGAAAAACUCAAGGUGGAAAGCACUGAGUGGAUAAAUAUCUGUGAGAUUCUGCUUUCUGAAAUUAAGAAACAACCAGUCCAAUUGUUGUCAUCCAGAGAAGACGACAUACAGUCACAGAUCAACUUGACACGUGACCUAUGUGCUGCUUGCUUGCGGGGCUCAGCCACCAAAAUGCUUGGGAUGGCUGAUUCUGAUCUAUCUUUGCUAAUACCAGGAGAAACAGAAACUGAUGAUGGACCAAGAACCAUCGCAUCAUUCCAGAAAUUGAGCAAGAUUGACAAAUCUGAGUCUGGAACGCAAUCUGUUCACGUUGUCAGUGAUACCAAUGUGACUGAAGAAAGCUUACCAUUGUCAAAAUCAAGAAGUCCACGUGGAACCAAAGGAACAAAAGAUAUUGAAGAUCAAAGUCCUGGAAUGGAUGAAGGUCAAUUAGUUCACAGUCAUGAAAAAUCCAUCCUGAAAUUUAUCGGUGAUGAUACCAACAUUCAUGAAAGAGACCUGAAAGAAACUCCUGUUUCUAUGUUAAAGACUGGUAUCGAAGCUGUUGUUCCGAAAAACCCCAAGUCAAAGAAGGCAUUUGAGGCACUAACUGCUAUGGGAAUAUUACAGCAGCAACUUGUAGAAACAGAACAGCGUGCCAUGUUUGCUGAGGAACGGGCAACAUCUCUGGAUGAAAGUCUGCAUGAGGCUUUGAAUAAAAUUAAGGACCUAACAUUACAGUUGAAGUCAAAAGAAUCAAAGGACCAAAUUCCACAGCCAGAAAAAAGUGAGUUUAUGUCCAAAGAGGAGAAGUUUCAUGGCCACCAUUAGUGUAGUUAUUUAUAUAUUGCUCAUGGAGAAUCUUAAACAAUAGCGUUACUUAAGGUAACAAGGUGAAGAGCUGGAUGAACACAGCAGGCCAAGCAGCAUCAGAGGAGCAGGAAGGCUGACGUUUCGGGCCUAGAUCCUUCUUCAGAAAAUACUUAAGGUGUUUAAUUCCUUAAAUGAGUUAAAUGAAUAUAGACCAUUGAAAUUAAAAUUGUAAUGUCAAGAAUAGUGCAAACACAUACCUACAGAAAAAUAGACCAUCUGUGUAGUAAAAGUGAAUGGGAAGACUUUAUUUCUAGAAAAUGUUUGCCUUCACAAUGUCAGGUAAAGGUACUGGUUGUCUUUAUCUUUGGUAUUGAAACCAAUAAUUCAAAGCUCAUUUUCGUCAUUGCACAGUAAUAAUUUCUGGUCCUCUUCCAUAGUUAAAGAAAGAUAAAUGGAAGGGCCAUAACACAAAAUAUUAACAUUUUGAAAUAAUUAAUAAUAGUAUAUUCUAUGAUUGAUCUGACUGUAGGUAAGUGAUGCUCAGUUUUAGUAGCUUCAGUUAUUUAAGGCUCACCAUCAUUCAAAUAAGUCAGAAGAUUUUUGAGCAUUGGAAAUUUUCUGAAGAAAGUGGGUUCUCAGCUAAGAAGACGAUGAUAGUUCAGGACAAAAGAAACCUAUAUCAGAACAUCAUUAGAACAUUCUGAACUAUCAAUGAUCCUCCUAAUAUUCUUGCAGAUGAAAUUGGUUGAAUCUUUUUAUAAAAAGCAAGUUAGUUACCUGAAUGUAGAUUAAUCAGCUUUCAAAUUUCUGAAUUUGUGCAAUUGUGUACUGGUACCUUUAAAAAUUUACAAUUAAUGUGUUUGAUCUAAUCUUUUGUUAAUGAUGAUGUA
Rhincodon typus (whale shark) is the source of this 4299-nucleotide messenger RNA. RefSeq names its product axonemal dynein light chain domain containing 1 (gene axdnd1). Lineage: Eukaryota; Metazoa; Chordata; Chondrichthyes; Orectolobiformes; Rhincodontidae. The transcript is spliced from 28 exons. The coding region runs from base 65 to 3427 and encodes 1120 amino acids. The record is from RefSeq and is a predicted model, not a curated record.